Penicillium daleae is the source of this 2517-nucleotide messenger RNA. Its product is annotated as putative C6 transcription factor (War1). Gene Ontology annotation, cellular component: nucleus. The record is from RefSeq and is a predicted model, not a curated record. The transcript has 4 exons. Lineage: Eukaryota; Fungi; Ascomycota; Eurotiomycetes; Eurotiales; Aspergillaceae. Bases 1 to 2517 code for a protein of 838 amino acids. Gene Ontology annotation, molecular function: transcription cis-regulatory region binding; DNA-binding transcription factor activity, RNA polymerase II-specific; zinc ion binding. Gene Ontology annotation, biological process: regulation of DNA-templated transcription; DNA-templated transcription.
AUGGGCUCCGACUACCCGGAACCCCCUUCACAUAUCCCCAGCGAGUCGCACAGCGCCUAUGGUGUAUCCCCAACCGACCGGGAGCAUUUCGGUCUGGGGCCACACCCCGCCGGCGCUUCCAGCACUUCCGAAGAGCCGCAUCUAGACAUCAAACGGCCGCGCGCUUGCGAGCCCUGUCGCCAACUCAAGGUCCGGUGUGAUCCGGACCCAUCCCAUCCAGAUGGCUCUUGCAAGCGAUGCGCCAAAGCCGGACGCGCGUGCGUCGUCACCGAGCCCACGCGGAAACGUCAGAAGAAGACGGAUAGCCGGGUCACGGAGCUGGAGCGCAAGAUCGACGCGUUGACGGCUACCCUGCAGGCAUCGCAUCGUAGUGCGUUUGGAAUGGAGCCGUCUGCCACACAUGGCUCUUCUUCUCAUUCUCCUGAACUGCCUGGUCGGCGGUGGCUGCGGGAUGAUACGAAUUUGCCGGGGAAUAAGCGCAACCAUGAUGGGCUUUUGGUAUCACAGUAUCCUCGACAGGGUAGUCCGUCUGCGGAGAAAUUACCGCAGCAACAGUCUAUGUCUCGACAAUGGCGUGUUCCUUCGGCUGAAGAGGCAGCACAGUCUAAGGCGGAUAAUGAAUUCGUUGAUGUGAUUGAUAGAGGUUUAGUGGAUGUCGAGUCUGCACAGGCAGCUUUUGAGCGCUAUGUCACGAAGAUGGCACCAGAGAUGCCCAUGGUGGUCUUUCUACCGGGGACGACGAUGGGUUUUGUGCGACGAGAGAGACCGACCUUGUUUCUCGCUAUUCUCGCCGUUGCUAUCGGACCGUUUAAAAAGGAUAUACAACUCAAGCUGCUGGAUGAUGUCUAUCGCAUGGUUGCGGAUCGCAUGGUCGUGAAAGGCGAGAAGUCUCUUGAGCUUAUUCAAGCGUUGAUUGUCCUCGCGAUCUGGUACAUGCCUCCGGACAAUCUUGAAGAAUUAAAGUUCUACCAACUCGUUCAUUUCGCCGUGAUCGUGGCUAUGGAUAUUGGGCUCAACCGGCGGACGGGAGGCGAGGAUAGGCCGUUCAGUCGGUUACGAGAAGUUCUUCUCAAAAAGCCCAUGGGCUCGGCCUCUGAUAUUAAUGGGCCCGAAGCGAAGCGUACCUGGGUUGGCUGUUAUUUCAUGUCGGUUCAAGUAUCUACGGCUUUGCGGAGGAUGCAUCUUGUAAGGUGGCAGCCAUAUAUGGAAGAGUGCCUGCACACGUUGGAAAACCACCCUGAUGCUCUUCCCUCCGACAAGAAGAUUAUUUGGUGGGCCAGACUUGGGCAGAUCAUAGAAGAGUCUAGCACACAGCUCACCACCGAUGAUCCCCAAUCUAUCGUCACUUUUGCAGACAGCAAAAUUCGGUACGCGGUCAAGGGAUUCUCAAACCAGCUGGCCCAAUGGAGGAGGGAGGUUCCCGAGGAGGCUUAUAGUCUGACACUGGCCCAUACAUAUCACGUCAUCAAUCUGUUCGUCCAUGAAAGCGCGAUGAGUGUUGAUUACAGACAGACCACGCUACCAAACUCAUCCAGUAAUGAUCUCCCCACAUCAGUUCUUGCCCCGCUCAUCGAUGCAAUCAGCACUUGCAUUCAUUCGAUCCACCAAGCUCUAGACAUUAUCUGCAGCAUCGAGCCAGACCGUCUCAUUUGCUUGCCGACAGUGGCUCUAGCCCGAACGUCUUACCCAGUGGUCAGCCUGAUUAAAAUCUAUUCGCUACUGGUGGCAUCAAACACCCACAUCGGAAAGGUGAUUGAUAUGAAUAGCCUCAAGAUUGAAUAUUAUCUGGACAAAGUCAUUACUCACUAUCGUGCUGCCGCGGCACACGAUGGUGGCAGGGCGGCAUCAAAGUUUGGGAAUAUAAUCAUGAUGCUGCGCAAUUGGUUCCUGAAGAAGAGAGAGAAUGGACCGGCAUUGCGAGAGAUUUUCGGCACGGAAGUACAAUCGGACACACCAAGUGAUAAACAAGCAACUCAGCAAGGAACCACGCCCCUGCAUCUACUGAGUGAAGUUGCAAUGGGCGAUCCAGCGAAUCGCACUCCAUCCACAGCAUCCCAAUCUCGCUCCGGCCAAGAAAAAAUCUACACACCAUCAAUAUAUAGACAAAAUCCAAGCCAACAACCAGGACCCUCAACCUAUGGGACUACAAAUCCCCCAAACCCGCUCAGCCGAAUGUCCUCAAAAUCAGACCAAACCCUAUCAACAACACCCUGGACCUCCACACCCUCCUUCUCCCCCUCUAUCCCCGGAAACACCGGUCCGGGAUAUUACCCAUCAUUUACAAACCCCGAUCCAACUCAGGGAUACGCCGGUAUGCAAUCCUCGACUGGGGCCAGCCAGGCGGGAUACCCCGAUAUGUCGAGUAUGGGACUUUCUCUCUCUCAGCCAAUGGGUAUGGCACCUGAGGUAGGCAUGGAUGUCACCUUUGAUACGGAUAAUUUGUUCGCGUUGGGGACUAUGAUGGACGAGGGGUUGUUUGCUUUUCCGUUUGCUUUUGAUGGGGAUUUGCAGUUAUAG